UAAUUAAACAAUUAUAGUAAUGAAAUUAAGUGCAACACAUUCGCAUUUGGAAAUGCAAGGAAUUGCUAAGGUCAAUUCAAUUCAAGGAGCUACGGACAAUGCGACUGCAGGCAACGUCACGCCAGAAUUGGCCAAAAGUGAGACGGAAUCCAACUCAAUACAAUUGCAACGCUUGCCAAGGAAUCUGCUGCUGAAGCAGUGUCUCAUCAACGACACCGAAUCGGCAACGGAUAGCAGUGAGCAAUUCACGGAAAUCAAACCACACCAGAGUAGAGUCGAUCCACAAAAGACGCCAGCAACAGGAAAAUCGCGCAGAAAACGCGACUUGAUCAAUCUGCAAUCGAACCUGACCGCCAAAUACAUUGGCUAUGCAAAUGCCAACUCGCCAACAGCAACAACAGCGUCUGAAAGCACUGAGCAGCAAAUGCGCACAACUCGACGGCGAGCACAUGACACAACCUUGAACAGCAGUAGCGCCGAGCUGAGCGGCAGAGAUAGCGAUGCCGCAUCGCCAAAGACUCUGGUCACGGGCAUUUUGACAGCUCGCCUUGGUGAUGCCUAUCUGAGUCCCAUCGAUAAAUUGCUGAUCAAGAAUGGCGCCAACUCGCCCAACAGCACCGGCUUCGAGGCGGAUGCCGAGGAUGUGGCUGCAGUGCAGCCAUCGCGUAAGACUAUCAAACGUAAACUAAAACGCGGUCUCAAGCCAAAGACUAACAAAACGAAAGAAACUGAAAAGACGGCAGCAAUGGAAAUGGAAAGGUUACCAGCUGAUCAGCAGGAGCUGCAGCUGCAACCGCAGUUGGAUCAGUUGCCCAUAGAAACAAAACGCAUCGUAGAUAAUGUUGAGCAGGAACAGGUCGAAAUCAAGAUUGAAUUAGGCGAUGAAAAUGCCGCAGACAAUAUCGCUUACACUGAACUGGAAACUGAAGCCAUGGCUUUGGAGCAAACAAGUACAGAGAGUAGACAGGCUGAGAUGAUUUUUGCGCUACCAGAGACGACUGCAACAGAGUUGGAUGCACUGAAAACACCGCCAGAUCUUAUAGAGCCGGCGAACAAUAGCGAACAAUCUAUGAAAUCCCCGUCGUCAAUUAGUUUGGAUAGUGCCAAGGGUUUGUCGAUAGUCACCGAUUCGGGCUGGCCCGCCUAUCAGAUGGGUGAUCUGUGCUGGGGCAAAUUGUUCACCUACUGCUACUGGCCUUGCAUGAUCUGUCCAGAUGAGCUGGGCCAAAUUGUAGGCGAUCAGCAGACCCAUCCGCAGCGCAAGUCAACGGACAGUGUGCCGGGAGCGACGGUUAGCAUUCAGGUGCAUGUGCACUUUUUUGCCGACAAUGGACGCCACAAUUGGAUAAAAUCGGAGUUUCUUUUGCCCUUUGCCGGCCUUAAGGCCUACGAGGAGCUGCGCGAAUCUGUGCGCAUCCAGCAUGGUCCCCGAAGCUUCAAAUACCGCCAAAUGGUAGCCAAACAGAGCAGACAGCAUGUCUGGCGCCAAGCUAUCGAUGAGGCCAACAUUGUCGCCCAGAUCCCAUACCCAGAGCGGGUGCAAAAGUUUUAUGAAAUUCACGAAAACAACGUCACACAGAGCAAGCAGAAGCGCAAGCAACCGAAGUCGAUACGAGGAGGCGACACUUCAGAUGUGGGCAGCAGCCUCUAUGAUUCCACGGACAAUUUGAAUGGCAAGCCGUCCGCUAUGCAAAUUGUGGCUGUGAAACGGGAACGUUCCUCCUCGCCGUUCAGUCCGGCCUUCUCCCCCGUGAAGCACAAUCAUCAGAAGCGAACGAAGCGACGCAAGCUGAGUGGCAGCGUUGAGCAGCCGAUGGGCUUCGUUUCAAUUUCGGAGGCAACGGACGAGAAGCCAAUCUCAAUGGAUUUGGGCGACUGUGAGGAUCCCGAGUUCGGGCAGCUAUUCGAUGCCAUUAAGGAGUAUGUGACGGUCCAUCAGAAUGACGACAACAACGACAAAAUUCUUAUGGCGGUGGUGAAUAACAUUUGGUAUCUGAAACAGCUGAAGCUGCGCGACCUGAGUCGCAACUUGGUCGAUGGCGAUGUCGAGCUCUUGGGCUCGGCUCGUGAGGAAUCGGAACGCGGGCGGGGCAUUUACAAAAUUAAACGCCUCUCGAAUCGCCUGAAAACAAUGGUGCUUCGCCGCAGCAUAACGCCAAUUGUGAUGCCAUCACAGCAAUUGGCAACAAGAGCAGAUGCUAACCAACCGGAACGCUCUCAUGCCGUGCAGGCGAAGGUACGGAAACCCGUUGGUCGACCCAUCGAUGAAGUGAUCGGGGAUAUACUGUUGCUGGAUCGCAAGUACCUGUUCCGCGGGCUCAAUCGGGAGCCCAUUUGCAAAUACUGCCACCAGCCGGGUGGAGAAAUACAGCGCUGUUCGCAACAGUGCAACACCUGGUUGCAUGCCGCCUGCCUGGAGCAGCAAAUGACUGAAAGUACAAAGCCAACCAGGGGCCUUAAGCCAAUUGCAGCUGCUAUUGCAAGUCAGAGUCUCCAGCCGCUAACCAGCUCGUCGCCCAUUUCAGACGUGGAACCAUUGCUGAAGCACAUAACUGGCGAUGGCGUACAAACCGAACCGGAGGAGGCGAAGGAAGCGAUCAUAUGUGUUGAGUGUGCCAGUGGCAAAUCGGAUAUUUGUUGCAUCUGCUAUCAACAGGAAAUGCCAGUCGCUUCGCUCCACAACGAUGGGGAUGGAUUAACCAUUGCUGAGAUGGCUCAAGAAUCAACUGAGAAGUUGAUGGGCUGCUGCCAGCCCAUGUGCAACGCCAAAUUCCAUGCCAGUUGUUGUAAGUAUUGGCCGCAAGCCAGCGUCAGCAACUCAUCGCCCACGUCGCGCUGUCCGAUGCAUGUGUGCCACACCUGCGUCUCGGAUGAUCCCAGCGGCAAGUAUCAGCAGCUGAACAAUUCUAAGCUGACCAAGUGCGUCAAGUGUCCGGCAACAUAUCAUCAGGAUUCGCGUUGCAUUCCGGCCGGCUCACAGAUGCUAACGCUCACCCAUCUCAUCUGUCCCAGACACAACAUUGCCAAGGCGGAUGCCAAUCUGAAUGUGCUCUGGUGCUACAUCUGUGUACGGGGCGGCGAGCUCCUCUGCUGCGAGACCUGCCCCAUUGCGGUGCACGCGCACUGCCGGAACAUUCCAAUCAAGCCGAACGAGAGCUACAUCUGUGAGGAGUGCGAGAGCGGGCGACUGCCGCUCUACGGCGAAAUCGUUUGGGCCAAGUUCAACAAUUUCCGAUGGUGGCCGGCCAUCAUAUUGCCGCCGACAGAGAUACCCGUCAAUAUACUGAAGAAGCCGCAUGGCCUCAACGAUUUUGUGGUGCGUUUUUUUGGCACCAACGAUCAUGGCUGGAUAUCGCGUCGACGCGUCUAUCUUUAUAUUGAGGGCGACACUGGCGACGGUUACAAAAACAAAUCGCAGAUGUCGAAAUACUACAAGAUCGGCGUGGAGGAGGCGACACACUUCCUCAAGAUCAUCAAGGCGAAACGGCAGGAGCAGGCAAUUGGUCGCUUAAGUGGCAACAAACUCCAUCCGCCACCCUACAUCAAGAUCAAGGCGAACAAAGCGGUGCCGCCCGUGCGUUUCGUUUACAGCGAGGAGAGCCAGAACAUAUGCGUUUGCAAGCCGGACAGUGAACAUCCUUGCGGCCCUGAAUCCGGUUGCUUAAAUCGCAUACUCUACCACGAGUGCAAUCCGAAAUACUGCAAUGCUGGCAAAAAAUGCGAAAAUCAAUUGUUCGAGCUGCGCAAAUCGCCCCGUCUCGAAGUCGUUUAUAUGAACGAGCGGGGCUUUGGUCUCGUCUGCCGGGAGGCGAUUGCCGAGGGUGACUUCAUCAUUGAGUAUGUGGGCGAGGUGAUCAAUCAUGCUGAAUUCCAGCGACGCGUCGCACAGAAGACGAACGACAGGGACGAGAACUUUUAUUUCCUGGGUGUGGAGAAGGAUUUUAUCAUUGAUGCGGGACCCAAGGGCAAUUUGGCCCGUUUCAUGAAUCACUCGUGCGAACCGAACUGUGCCACACAAAAGUGGACUGUUAACUGCAUUAAUCGCGUUGGACUGUUCGCUAUCAAGGACAUUCCAGAGAAUACGGAAUUGACGUUCAACUACUUGUGGGAUGACCUCAUGAAUAAUGGCAAGAAGGCCUGCUUCUGUGGCGCUAAGCGCUGCUCCGGCGAGAUUGGAGGCAAACUAAAGGACGAGGAAGUUAAGGAAUCGAAGGUGAAGCAAGUGCCACGCCAAAAAGGGAUUCGAAUCCAGGUCGCCGUGCCCAAGAGGAAAGCAAAAAAGAAAUCCGAAAUAAAGCACAAAACUGCCGACAACGUACCGACAUCAGAGGAUACUGGCCACAGGAGUCGUAGUUAAAUUGACAUUAUUAGUUUUUUUCUGUUACUCAUUAGCUUCGUUUUUUUAAAUACUUGCAUGGCGCCGGAUCAUGGACGCUUUUUUAUAUGCCUAAAUAUUUAUUGUUUGUUGUAAGUUAAAAAGUUUAAAGGACCGUUCAUUCAAAUAUUAAUUUUUUCAAGUUGAACCUAUACAUUUUAUACAAAUAAGUCAUUGAAUAUGAAAAUAAAACGAGACGUGUUUGUUAGAUUUCAGUUUCAUUGCAAUACAAAAAUUUAUUUC
This is a messenger RNA of Drosophila grimshawi, 4618 nucleotides long. RefSeq names its product probable histone-lysine N-methyltransferase Mes-4 (gene NSD). Gene Ontology annotation, molecular function: histone H3K36 methyltransferase activity; protein binding. Gene Ontology annotation, biological process: regulation of DNA-templated transcription. Bases 20 to 4357 code for a protein of 1445 amino acids. Lineage: Eukaryota; Metazoa; Arthropoda; Insecta; Diptera; Drosophilidae. The record is from RefSeq and is a predicted model, not a curated record. The transcript has 5 exons. Gene Ontology annotation, cellular component: nucleus; chromatin.